AUGAGACAGCGGCUGCAACAGGAAGACAACCAUAUAGAUGUCAACAGGGAUGACGAUGAAGAUAGCAACAAAAGACGAAACAGCACUCCAAAAGAGGCGAGCUCAGAUCUCCUCAGGGAGAUGAGAAAGGAGAUGGACGAAUUGAGAAAUGCCAUCAAAGGAAAGAUGGACCAGAGCUUGGAAAGGAUAGUCAGGAAGACGAAUUCACCUUUCACCGUGGCCGUCCAAGAGUGCCCAGUGCCCUCCAAGUUCCGUCUACCACAGCAAGAGCCCUUUGACUGGCUAAAAGACCUCUUGGAUCACCUGAAUACCUUCAAGACAACCCUAGGCCUUCAACAAUCCCCUGACGAGAUUUUGUGCCGCUCCUUUCCCACUACUCUCAAAGAGGCAGCCAGGGAGUGGUUCAGCAAGUUGCCAAUGUCAUCCAUUGAUAACUUUGAGCAGCUAAGCAGUUCCUUUGUCCGUCAUUUUUCUGGUGGGCAACGUCCAAAAAGGACUGUCGACCAUUUGCUCACCAUCAGACAAGUAGAGAAGGAACCGUUGAGGUCUUAUGUAACACGUUUCACCCGAGGAAUGCUGGAAGUAGACGAGGCGAAUGACAAGGUACAGCUCACGACCUUCAAGGCAAGGUUGAAGUCCAGAGAUUUCGUGGCUUCCUUGGCCAAUAAUCCCCCUAAGACGAUGAUCGAGGCAUUAUUAAAAGCACAGAAGUAUAUGAACGCUGAAGAAAUUCUAAUGGAAAUAAAGGACGAACCAUCUCUUAAGUGGCCAAGGCCACUCCAUUCAUUGCCCAGUUUGCGCAACAAGAGGAAAUACUGCCGUUUUCACAAAGACCAUAGGCAUUACACAGAGAAUUGCAGAGACCUAAAGGAGCAGAUUGAAGAACUUAUACGGAAUGGAAAACUACAACAAUAUGUCAAAAGGGGAGAUUCCAGCAAAUACAACCAGAAAGGUCAGCAUGGGGGUUCAAGGAGAGAUGAAGACUGCCCACCGCCUCAUCCACAGAAUGCACUAGGGGAAAUAAAGACCAUUGCAAGGGGGUCGUUCAAAUCCCUCAGGAAGUCACACCAAAAGCAAGUAAACAGUGUUCAUAGUCUACCUCCCCUGAGGCAAAAACGGACCAACUAA
Molecule: messenger RNA, 1128 nt
Organism: Quercus lobata
Lineage: Eukaryota; Viridiplantae; Streptophyta; Magnoliopsida; Fagales; Fagaceae
Exons: 2
Coding region: 1-1128 (375 amino acids)
Source: RefSeq, a predicted model, not a curated record